AUGUUGAACCUGAGGAACUUGGCGUGGACAGCCUUUCUCUUCGCCUCCUACUCGUGUUCCCAAGCUACACAGUCGUUGACUUCUCUCGACACGUCCAUAUGCAACGUGGGCAGUCCCUUGACGACGUUUUCUGCCUGUAACUAUCUGAACGAUCAGCUCAACUACUGCGCCGGCCCUCAAGUCGCCAGUGGAGCUCCAUUCGUAUCUUGCUAUUGCAACCAAAAGGUGUUCAAUGCCUUCUACGACUGCGAAAGCGAAUAUCGCCUCUGCCUCCUCAACGACUAUUUCGACGGGGACGCACAGAACCUCAUUUCACUCUGGAACAGCGCGUGUGACGACGCCAUCACCUUCUCGCCGACGACUCCCGUCCUGUCCACGCUGACCUCCACGUACGAUGUUGGCUAUUGCACGACCGCCCAGUCCGCGUGCGCGGUGGAAGAGGUGGCCCUGUCGAGCUGCUCCGUCAAUUACCUGGGCAAAGACGACCAGAAGUUCUCGUCUUGCUUCUGUGCCCCGUCAUUCCUCUCGGCGCAAUACACCUGCGGAUUCCUGGGGAACGUCUCGUGUCAACAAGUCCCGGCGACUCUGACGAAUCUUGUAGGCUAUAGUUAUUGCUCCAAUUUCAUGUCGGUUCUUGGAGGGAGCUCGGGAAGUGUACCCGCGUCCGUGUCCGCCAACAGCACCGGUACUAGUAGUGCGAGUCAUAGUACAGCACACCUGUCGAGCUCUGCGUCGAGUACCUUCUCAAUCACGACGCCGGCGUUGCCAGGGUCUUCGUCGGCUGGCGGUCCAUCUGCUCCGACUUCCACCAGAAACAGUGCGGAUAGACGAAACCUGAGCGGAGCUACAGUGUUAAGCGCGGCCGUGUUUCUGAUCUUGGUCCUAAUUCUGUAG
This is a messenger RNA of Exophiala spinifera, 894 nucleotides long. RefSeq lists its product as uncharacterized. The transcript has 3 exons. Bases 1 to 894 code for a protein of 297 amino acids. NCBI's taxonomy places the organism in Eukaryota, Fungi, Ascomycota, Eurotiomycetes, Chaetothyriales, Herpotrichiellaceae. The record is from RefSeq and is a predicted model, not a curated record.